AUGCGCAUGUUCAGCCAUCAAAAACCAACCCACAACAAAAUAAAUUACUCUCUCUCUCUCUCUCUCUAUCUAUCUAUCUAUCUAUCUCAGUACACUUUUUCUUUAUCUAUCUAUCUAUCUAUCUAUCUAUCUAUCCGAUACCUAUCUAUCUCAUCACUUUUCCUUUAUCUAUCUAUCUAUCUAUCUAUCUAUCUAUCUAUCUAUCUAUCUCAUCACCUUUUCCUUUAUUUAUCUAUCUAUCUAUCUAUCUAUCUAUCUAUCUAUCUAAUUCACAAUUUCCUUAUCUAUCUAUCUCAUUCCCCUUUUUCUUUAUUAUCUAAUUCACCAUUUCUUUAUCUAUCUAUCUAUCUAUCUAUCUAUCUCAUUCCCCUUUUUCUUUAUUUAUCUAUCUAUCUAUCUAAUACCCCUUUUUCUUUAUCUAUCUAUCUAUCUAUCUAUCCAUCUAUCUCAUUCACCUUUUUCUUUACCUAUCUGUCUAUAUCAUCUCCUUUUCCUUUAUCUAUUUGCCUAUCUAUCUCUCAUCACCUUUUCAUCUAUCUAUCUAUCUAUCUAUCUAUCUAUCUAUCUAUCUAUCUCAUCACCUUUUCCUUUAUCUAUCUAUCUAUCUAUCUAUCUAUCUAUCUAUCUAUCUAUCUAUCUAUCUAUAUAUCUAAUUCACCAUUUCCUUAUCUAUCUAUCUAUCUAUCUAUCUAUCUAUCUAUCUAUCUCAUUCCCCUUUUUCUUUAUCUAUCUAUCUAUAUAUCUAUCUAA
Acanthosepion pharaonis is the source of this 750-nucleotide messenger RNA. The record is from the annotation of a GenBank genome assembly. Lineage: Eukaryota; Metazoa; Mollusca; Cephalopoda; Sepiida; Sepiidae.